AUGCGUUUUUCCGCCACCCUUCCCCUCCUCACCGCCGCCCUCGCGCUGGCCUCACCCUCCCCCAAGCCCGCUACCAACGCUAUGGCCCGUGAUGCCACCACCACCGUCAACGAAAUGACUGCAGCUAUCCAGUUCGCAGCCCAGGCGGACUGUGAUGUGUUCCAGUGCGCCAACGUCGUGGCAUCCACGGCUUGCAUUGCUGCUGGAAUUGCCAGUGGAAUGAUCGAGGCGGUGCUCGCAUGUGUUGCGAGCGGUUCGACUGGCAUCUGUCCAUGUGCCGCAUGCAUUCCUGGACUGAACGACUUCCUGGCGAACAACGGCAUCUGCACUUAG
Messenger RNA from Paraphaeosphaeria sporulosa, 333 nucleotides. RefSeq lists its product as uncharacterized. The transcript is spliced from 2 exons. NCBI's taxonomy places the organism in Eukaryota, Fungi, Ascomycota, Dothideomycetes, Pleosporales, Didymosphaeriaceae. Bases 1 to 333 code for a protein of 110 amino acids. The record is from RefSeq and is a predicted model, not a curated record.